Molecule: messenger RNA, 3349 nt
Organism: Alnus glutinosa
Lineage: Eukaryota; Viridiplantae; Streptophyta; Magnoliopsida; Fagales; Betulaceae
Exons: 9
Coding region: 1-3228 (1075 amino acids)
Molecular function (GO): helicase activity
Source: RefSeq, a predicted model, not a curated record
AUGGAGAAGAACAAGGAAGAGCUUGAUGGUAGAAGCUUAAUAGACUUGGUGUUCUCUUGGUCUCUUGGGGAUGUUCUCAAUAAAGAUCUUUACAAAAAUCAGGUUAAAAGGAUCCCAGAAACAUUCUCGUCAGUGACAGAUUACAAGAAGUCAUUCGUUCCUUCAUUAAUUGAGGAAACACAUGCUGAUUUGUUUUCGAACAUAACAGCGCUGUCUCAAGCACCCACUUGUGAAAUAGAAUAUGUUGAAACAUCUAAAGCAUUUAAACCUCCCAAAGGCUUGUUUUAUGAAAUUACAUUAGAGAGCAUAAAAGAUUCUGAGUUGAAGAAAGCAAAAGAUACUGAGAAAGAUGAAGGAAAAUAUGAACCCGAGGCUGGUGAUCUUAUUGCCUUAACAUAUGUUAAACCAAAAUGCAUUGAUGAUUUGAACAGGCCCAAAAGAUUCUAUCUUAUAGCCUAUGUUCUUCGGCCAAGAGACUUAGAGACAGAUGAGUUUAGUACGGUAUCGAUACUGGCAUCAAAGCCCAUUUUAACUGGUGAGGAAUACAUGCAUAAUUACGAGAAAGGAAAACUUUUUGCAGUUUAUCUUAUGAAUAUGAUUACAAAUGUUCGUAUAUGGAAAGCACUACACCCAGAAAGGGGGAACACAAACAUUAUUAAAACAGUACUGCAAGCCAAUUCAGCUGAUGAUGAAAAUUGUUUGACUUGCUUUUCUAAAGGAAAAAACUGUCUUGCCCCUUCUAAUCUACGGGAUAGGAUCAGCUCUUAUAAUCUAAAUGGCUCUCAAGAAGCUGCGGUUUUAAGCUGCAUUGGUAUGAGAUAUUGCAAUCAUCAGAAUCCUAUCAAACUGAUAUGGGGCCCUCCAGGGACCGGGAAAACAAAGACCGUUGGUGUCUUAUUACAUGCCCUCCUUAAAGUGAGGUGCAGAACAUUAACAUGUGCUCCAACUAACAUUGCGGUUUUGGAAGUUGCAACGCGGCUGCUGAGCUUGGCUAGGGCUUCGCAAGAGUAUGACCCAUACAGGCUUGGAGAUAUAGUUUUAUUUGGGAAUGGUAAGCGAAUGAAGAUUUAUGAUCGUUUUCAUCCAAAUAAAAGAAUGAAGUUUGGUGAACGUAAAGAUCUUCUGGAUGUAUUUCUCGACUAUCGUGUUGAUGUGCUUUUGAAGUGCUUUGCUCCUCUAUCUGGCUGGAGAAAUGGCUUAGAAUCAAUGGUUUCUUUGCUUGAUGACCCGAAAUCGCAGUACGAAAUAUACUUGGAAAAAAAAGAAGAUGAAAAAAGACAGGACGAUGAUGAUGAUCCUUUGACGUUUGAGAAGUUUUUAAAGAAGAGAUUUUGUUCAAUUCAUGAGCAACUGAAGUUUUGUAUGGUUAAUUUGUAUACUCACUUACCAACUUCUCUAUUACCCUUAGAGGUAGUGAAAAUGAUGAGAAGAGCUCUGACUUUGCUUAAAUCUCUUGAAACUUUGUUGCAUGGUGUUAGUGUAGCAAAUGAAGGGUUAUUACAAGUUUUCAAUAAUUUUGAAGACUUAGGAAGCAGUUUGGGUUGCCUUGCAAAGUUGAGUAUGAGAAAUGAAUCCCUUCAGAUACUGAGAUAUUUGACCUUAUCUCUUGAAUCUUCUAUUCCAGAUUUAACUUUUGACGAAUCGAUAAAAAACUUUUGCUUGGCAAAUGCAUGCCUAUUGUUCUCUACUACAUCAAGCUCUGCUAAAUUAUACAGUACUGAAGGAAGCAUGGAAUUUUUGGUUAUCGAUGAAGCUGCUCAGCUUAAAGAAUGUGAAUCAGCUAUUCCUUUACAGCUAUCUGGCGUCCGCCAUGCUAUUCUCAUAGGGGAUGAGAGGCAGCUCCCUGCAAUGGUUAAAAGCGAGAUAUCCGAGAAGGCUGAAUUUGGAAGAAGUUUGUUCGAAAGACUGGUCAUGUUGGGGAGCCAGAAGCACCUUCUUGAUGUCCAGUACAGGAUGCAUCCAUCCAUCAGCUUAUUUCCAAACAGAGAGUUCUAUGACAAACAGAUUUUAGAUGCUCCAAAGGUUAAAGAAAGAGACUAUGAGAAGCGUUUCCUUCAGGGCAACAUGUACAGCUCCUACUCCUUUAUAAACGUAGUUCAUGGAAAGGAGGAAUUUGGUCUCGGGCACAGUCCCAAGAAUAUGGUUGAGGUUGCUGUGGUCUCUGAGAUAGUUGACAAUCUUUUUAAACAAUUCCUUAACACAAAGAAGAAUGUUAGUAUAGGAGUGAUAUCACCGUAUAAGGCUCAAGUUUUUGCAAUUGAAGAGAGGGUCAAAAAAUACAGCAAGUCUGGUAGUGGCUUCAGUGUGAGUGUUCGCUCUGUUGAUGGGUUCCAAGGAGGUGAGGAUGAUGUAAUAAUUAUCUCUACUGUAAGAUGUAAUGGGAAUGGAUCAGUAGGUUUCCUUUCCAACCGAAAAAGAGCAAAUGUGGCACUAACCCGAGCAAGGUAUUGCCUUUGGAUUUUGGGGGAUGGGGUGACUCUACAAAAGAGUGGCUCUGUUUGGAAGAAACUAGUCCUCGAUGCCAAGGAACGUGGGUGUUUCUAUGAGUCCAAUGAGGACAAGAGCUUGGCUCAGGCAAUUAUUGCUGCCUUGGUGGAGCUUGGAGAGCUUGAUAUUUUACUUAAUAAUGACUCUCUACUUUUCAAAGAGGCUAAAUGGAAGGUUUUCUUCGACAUUGAUUUCCAGAAAUCUAUAGCGAGGACUAGCAAUGCAAAGAUUCGUAAGGAAGUGAUUUCUCUUUUGGAAAAGCUUUCAAGUGGUUGGCGCGAGCCCAAUGAGGAGAGAAAAAUCAUUGUCCAUGAUGAGACUUGUUCUCAACUUUUAGAGACAUACAAGGUCGAUGGGCAGCUGUAUCUAGUUUGGACUGUAGAUAUUCUCAAGGAGGAUUCAUAUCACAUUCAGGUUAUAAGGGUUUGGGAUGUUGUGCCGUUUUCUGAUAUACCAAGACUAGCAAAGCAUCUUGACAUCUUAUUUGGGAGCUGUACAGUGAAUAAGAUGCGUCGCUGCAAACACAGAUGUAAUGAGGGGAACUUAGUUGUUCCAAUGAGAUGGCCAGUGGACUCAAGUAGUUGUCCAGAUCCUGAUAGUGUGUGGCACCUCACAAAACCGCUAUCCUCACUCAGUCUGAGGGAUGAGCCAAAAACAUCAACUGCAACUCCUAGAUUUUCAGCAGCAAGGUUUGGCAAUUCCAGCAGUGAGGGGAUGCAGAGAAAUUACAGUUGGUGGUAGGAACCCAAGUUGAUGUUUGAACAAAAGCCACAACUGGAGAUAAAUCAAAAGUAUUGAUGCUUAGGUUCCCCUUUUGGGUUCCUCCCACACUUUAAUCUUGUAAGUAUCUAUGCAAUGGUUU